AUGGAGAAUUCGAGCAGAGAUGUGCAGAUGUCGGGGACAGCGGAGGAAGCUGCGCUGGCAGGUGGCCAGAGAUUUACAAAUGUGGAAGAGGUUAAUGCUGGAGCAGAUGAUGAGUUACCACAGCAAGUCCGGGGAGCUUAUCGAAGAGGUCUUCAGGCAUGUAGAAAGGAGCAGAACAUACCGGCUCCAUAUAUCGGAAAUCCAGUUCGCAGAGGAGUGGAGCGAGGUUCACGCAGUGAUCCGAGAAAACAGCGCCCGUCGAAACCGCUUAGUGGAAACGUCCAAUGCAACGAGAAAGAACUGCUGGCCAACAUUAUGAAUUUCGACGAAGCUAUCCUGCGUGUCAAUAUCGCAGUAGUAAACAGACUGAGCCGCCUGCGACGAGGAGUUUCCAACAAGAAGGAAGUCUUAACGGGAGAUUUGGCUGCGGCCAGAAAGGGCAGCUCCGAGGAAGUGGCGGUCACAUCACGACCAAAGCUGAAGGAGCUGGGCCUGCGAAUUGGCAGGUGGGGUUUCGUGGAGGGGGGGGAGGAUGCAAGCGAAGGGGCACUGGAGGAGGCGAGCGGUAGCGGGGCGGCUGGCGGGGUUUUGCCCGCGGCCGAAGGCAGUGACGUUGAUUUAACCUGCCCGGCGGGGGAAAUCGAAGGCCACGCGCGCAGACGCUCGGCCAGGCUGAGCGCCUCUGCGACAUAUGCUGUCGACUUCGAGGAGGAUGAAGUGGAUGAGGAGGAGCUGGGACGACUGGGGGGGGAGCUGGAGGAUGUCGCCGGGAUCAUGGCCGACGACGAAGAUGACGACAGCACCGGGGCGCCCGGGGACUGGAAGUGCGGCUGCAGUAAAGAUGUGCCUUCCAGCUGGCAAACGAUGGUGGUCAGCAAGCGCCUAAUGAAACCCGGAGUCAGUAUGAAACUUCUGGGCAAGAUGGUGUCGUAUAAGAGAGUGUGCUACCGCCACGGCCGCAUGAUGGCCAGCUACAUGGGGCUCUGCACUAAACGACUCGGGGACGCAGAUCUGGCGGUGCGACUUCGCACACUUUACGAAAAACGCCUGGAGAUCGGCAAGCUGAAGACGGAGGAAGAGACCUUCCAAUGGUUUCGUGUCGCCAACAGACCUGCCCGCCCGUCGGAUGGCCUUGGGCCGUAUAAGUUCAUGCACAACCGUGCGCCGGGAGGCUUCCAAUUCGACCAGGAAGAAAUUUUGAGUGCUUGGGAUGCGACAAUUUUACUACGAUGGCAAGCGGAGGGGUCAGUCAUACAUGACCUAUUUGGGUGGUGGUUCACUUCACCACUUGGAAGUGAAAUAUACGAUGAAUUCAACAUGUACCUCCACUAUUUGCGGGAAAUCAACGGCCGUAAAAACAUCGGCUGGCUCCGGAACAUGUUUUUCUCGGUGACGCAGCAACUGAUGCGCCAGGACCCGGCAUACUACAUGUUGUAUGCAGCUUUGCGACCCGACCGAGCUUGGAGGCUGGUUAGUUACCUAUACUACGCGAAGUAUAGUGUUCCCGGCGACGGGACCUACUUUUGCCAUAUAGAUUUGAAUAUUCCGGACCUGCUGGCGAACAAGCGCGGGGUGGCUAUGAUCCAGGGCACCGUGUCCCUCGACGAGGAAGACGAAGAGAACUGCACCUUUAUCUUGCCCGGGAUGCAGCACAGACUCGGAGAGUGGUGGGAGAGGGUAAAGGAGCGGGGUCAAGAGACUUCCGGUUUCGUCCACCGCAUUACGGACCAAUUAUUCACCAAGGAAGACUCGGAACUGUUGGGAGUGAGAUGGAAGAAGACGCCCUGCCAACCUGGAGAGGUGCGCAUUACCUUGCCAUCAAUUCCGCACGGAGCUACCGGGCCCACAACAAAAAUCCGCCGCACUAUGCUCCCCUGGUUCGUCGGGGUGCAGGAUGACGAAAGCUCACUGGAGGUUGUAGAGGGAGGGACGUGGGAGGAGCUGGCGACAGCACACCGGGACUUCGUAGCCCCCAAAGCCACGCCAUCUGGGUUGGCAAAUCGAUACGGAGCUAUCCCCUACCGGUUCCCAGCCUGUGUGGAGCUCGCCGGGCUCGGGGCGGUAUCAGAUGCUCUUGUAUGCAGGAGAAGAUGGAGCUCGCCGGCGGUGGUAAGAGAGAGGGAUGUCCUGCUGGGGAAGGACAGGGCUGCGGCCCAUGAAUUUAUUAGGCGGUGGAGAGAGCAUGCUAUUAAGGCAGCUCUGGAGGCGUUUGCGGCAGUGAGGGAAGAAGAGAAGCGCGUGUUUGGAGAGAAGUCGUACUAUUACUACAAGGAACGGCUCGAACUACUGGGCAUUCCCAUGCCAGCUGUAGUGCCGGACCCUGACGUAUUGGGCGAUGAGGAACUCGAGGAGGCAGGAGGCGAGGGGCUAUUGUUUGCGGAGGAGGGUGAGGAGGGGGUAGGAGCGGACGAAAUGGUGAUGUAG
Messenger RNA from Venustampulla echinocandica, 2424 nucleotides. RefSeq lists its product as uncharacterized. The transcript has 3 exons. Bases 1 to 2424 code for a protein of 807 amino acids. NCBI's taxonomy places the organism in Eukaryota, Fungi, Ascomycota, Leotiomycetes, Helotiales, Pleuroascaceae. The record is from RefSeq and is a predicted model, not a curated record.